UUCAGGUCCCAUUCCCCAAGAGAUAGGAAAUUUGAAGCAUCUCAUUGAUUUAGCAUUGUCUAUUAAUAACCUCAGUGGUUUUAUCCCUGCCUCCUUAGGUAAUCUAAGUAGCCUAACCACUCUCUCCCUUUUCAAAAAUCAACUUUCAGGUCCCAUUCCCCAAGAGAUAGGAAAUUUGAAGCAUCUCAUUGAUUUAGCAUUGUCUAUUAAUAACCUCAGUGGCUCCAUCCCCGCAUCUUUAGGUAAUCUAAGUAGCCUAACCACUCUCUACCUUAAUGAAAAUCUACUUUCAGGUCCCAUUCCUCAAGAGAUAGGCAAUUUGACAAAGUUGGAAGAUUUACAAUUAUGUGACAACAAUUUAUUUGGUUAUUUGCCACCAGAAAUAUGCAUGAAUGGAUCACUUCAAAAUUUUUCUGCAUGUAACAAUCAUUUCAUUGGCCCCAUUCCAAAAAGCUUUAAAAACUGCACAAGAUUGUUUAGAGUGCGACUUGAAAACAACCAACUAAUUGGAAGCAUGUCUGAAGAUUUUGGUGUCUAUCCAAAUUUGAAUUACAUAGAUUUGAGCCAUAACAGGUUUCAUGGUGAUCUCUCAAAAAGUUGGGUUGAGUGUCAAAAUUUAACAAGUUUAAAAUUGUCGGGGAAUAUGAUUGCUGGAAAAAUACCACCUGAGUUUGGGAAGAUACCUAAACUACAACAACUUGACCUUUCUUCAAAUAAUCUAGAGGGUGAGAUUCCAAAGGAAUUGGGAAUGAGGACUGGUUUAUUUGUAUUGAAAUUGAGUGACAACAAACUUUCUGGUCAAUUGCCCUCAGAAUUUGGAAGGUUGUCUAACCUAGAAACUCUGGACCUGUCAACAAACUAUUUGAGUGGUCCAAUACCGAAAGAAAUAGGGGAUUGUGUCAAAUUGUUAUACUUGAAUCUGCGUGGAAACAAAUUUGAUGGAAGCAUUCCCUUUGAAAUUGGCAAUUUGGUUUUCUUGCAACGUUUAUUGGACCUCAGUGAUAAUAAACUCAGUAGGAAGAUCCCCUACCAACUUGGGAAACUGCACAGCUUGGAAAGUUUAAAUCUUUCUCACAAUACUCUCUCUGGUUCCAUUCCUUCCUCAUUUAGUGAUUUGAUCAGUUUGGAAUCCAUUGAUAUAUCAUUCAAUGAGUUGGAAGGUCCCCUGCCUAACAAUAGAGCCUUUCAAGAUGCUCCAUUAGAAGCACUAAGGAAUAACAAAGCAUUGUGUGGCAAUGCAAGUGGCCUACAACCAUGUGCGAAAUCUAUAGAAAGGAAAUCUGAAAUGGGAAACAAAGUGUGGAUCAUUAGCAUACUCUCUGUUUUAGGUAUGAUACUUCUUCUGUUGGCAUUUCUUGGAAUUAUUUCUAGUUUUCAUCAUCAGAAGCAGAGAAAUAUUGGGGAUCAAAACAAAGAAACUACAGACAGUGAGGAUCUAUUUCAGAUAUGGAAUCAUGAUGGAAGAAUGGUUUUCCGUGAUAUCAUUGAGGCAAUAGAAGACUUUGAUGAAAAAUAUUGUAUUGGUAUCGGAGGAUACGGAAGGGUGUUUAGAGCAGAGUUGCGAACUGGUCAGGUGGUAGCCAUCAAGAAGCUUCAUCAAGCUUUAAAUGAAGAUGAAGAUAAAGAUGAAGAUGGAAUGGUUGAUCUAAAAUCUUUCGAAAAUGAGAUUCAGGCAUUAACAGAAAUCCGACACCGCAAUAUUGUGAAACUCUACGGUUUCUGUUCACAUGCUCGAUAUUCAUUUUUGGUUUAUGAAUAUUUAGAGAGAGGGUGCUUGGCGAAGAUGUUAAGUAAUUUGGAGAAAGCAGUGGAACUCGAUUGGAGUAAGAGGUUGAAUGUAAUUAAAGGUAUUGCUGGCGCUUUGUCUUACAUGCACCAUGAUUGCAUACCACCAAUUGUGCAUCGGGAUUUAUCAAGUAACAAUAUUUUGUUAAAUCGGGAAUAUGAAGCACAUAUCUCUGAUUUUGGCACCGCUAGACUUCUCAAGCCUGAUUCAUCCAACUGGACUUCACUUGCUGGGACUUAUGGAUAUAUGGCUCCAGAGCUUGCUUAUUCAAGUAAGGCGACUGAAAAAUGUGAUGUGUAUAGCUUUGGGGUGCUAACACUAGAGGUGAUAAUGGGAAGGCAUCCAACAGAACUUAUUGCUUACAUAUUGGAAUCAUCACCAUCAUCUUCUUCUUCAAAAGCUAUUUUAUUGAAAGAUAUCUUGGAUCAACGGCUCUCAUUUCCCAUGCUGCCUCAAGUUGCAGAGGAAGUGCUCUAUGUUGUUAAGUUAGCAUUGGCAUGCUUAAAUGUUAAUCCACMAUCUCGACCUACCAUGCAACGUAUAUCUCAUGAGCUUAUGACCUGCAAGGCAUCAUCUGCAGAUCGGUUUCAAGAAAUUACAUUAAUUGGACCAACUGUUGAUGAAUUCUGAGAUAGCAUUGGCAUGAUUUGGUUGAUAAUUACAUUACUGGUGCAUGAUGAGAUGGCAUAUUUCUUUAUCCUCUUCGUUCAUCACCAUCUUCAUCAAUUGGGUAGAGAGCAUAGCAUACCAUACGAUUGAAGGAUAUAUUGGACAAUUGUCUCUCUUUCCUGUUGUUUCAACCAUGCUACAUGUGUUUUUGUUUAGGGGGCCACCAUUCCCAGGAAUUUAACAAAAUUUCUUCGUGAAGAGCUUUUGAGUUUGGUUGUUCCUUCAUAGACUAAGACAAGUUGAUUCUGUGUUUUGUUGUAAUGCUUUUAUUUUUGUUGGGCGGGUUUCAGUUGGUGAGAAAGAGCAAGCUUUGUAAGCUUUGGGUUUGAGGCAAGGCCGACUGAGUCGACCCUUGUGUUAGAUGAUUUUCCUUUUGAUUAUUGUUAAUGAAGUCUGAAGGUGGCCACCUUCCAACUAGAGUAAUG
Molecule: messenger RNA, 2880 nt
Organism: Nelumbo nucifera (sacred lotus)
Lineage: Eukaryota; Viridiplantae; Streptophyta; Magnoliopsida; Proteales; Nelumbonaceae
Biological process (GO): protein phosphorylation
Molecular function (GO): protein binding; ATP binding; protein kinase activity
Source: RefSeq, a predicted model, not a curated record